GUGGCAUUGACAAAUUCAUUGUUUGCCAAGAGGAGCUCAUGGCCCUGUUUGCCAUCUGUCCGGCCUGUUGUGAGAAGUCAGAUAGUAGAAUCGUGCAGCAGGAAGGAACAUUUGUUAAAAUAGAGCAGGUCUGUGCAUGUGGCUACCAGCGUUUCUGGCAAAACCAGCCGAUCCUAAACAGGAAUAUGCCAACCUGUAACCUCCUUUUAAGCGGGGCCAUCCAUUUCUCUGGAUGUUUGGCCACCCAGACAUUACGGAUGAUGACCCUGUUUGGCCUUCAGUGCAUCAGCGCAAGCACUUUCUUUCGCCAUCAGCGCCGUUACACCAUCCCCGUCAUCAUUCAGGCCUGGCAGAACGAGCAGGCCAAGAAUUUUAAUGACCUCAAGGCAAUGGAUGGAGGCCUAGUUGUUGCUGGUGACUGCAGGUCAGAUUCUCCAGGGCACUGUGCAAAGUACGGCUCCUACACAUUGAUAGAGGACAGAGUAAACAAGGUGGUUGAUGUUCAGCUUGUUCAGAGCUCAGAGGUCCCCAACAGCUCUUGGUGUGAGAUGGAGGGGCUCAAGCGCAGCAUCGGCUUGCUGAGGCGGAACGACCUGCAUUUGUCAACCCUCAUCACAGACAGACAUCGCCAGGUUGCCAAAUGGGUGAGAGAAGAGCUGUGCCCUGAAGGGACACAGCAUUAUUUUGAUGUCUGGCACAUUGGGAAAAGUCUGGGGAAGGCCUUGGAUACAGCCUCAAAAGAUCAUUCCAUUACAGCUCCAUUUGCCCCAUAAUUCAUAAAAAAAAUUGUAAGAAUCCGAAAGGGACCUCUGUGUGCGCUUUUCUCUUGGAUCACUAUUAGGGAUGCAAAUUAUCGAGUAAUUCAUUAAUCGAUAGUUGUUUCAUCUUAUCGAUCGAUGAUCGAUUAAUUGAUAAGCGGCAAUUCUUCUGAGAAGCUGAAUUUCCUUCUGAAUGUGACACAUUUAGGUGGUAAUUCAACGAAGUUGUUUAGUUGUUGUACUUUAAAAUACUUCCACAUAUUGUGCAUUUGGCGUCUUUGUCGUCAUUAACCAACUUAAAGUGUCUCCAUACUGCACUCCGUUUUGCCCUCUUCAUCGUUUGUCUUGUCCUGCCGUGUUCCAAUACCCAUACUGUCCGUACUUACUAGCCAAAAUUUGAGUACGCAGUACUCCAAUUCAGAUCCGGCGAAAAGAAGUAUACUUCAAGGACCCGGAUGCCGUACUCAAAACGGGCUAAUCGUGAAGUGUGGGUCGAAGGACACUCCCCGUACUCAACGGCAGCCUUCUUAGCUACGUAGCAGAAGAGGCGGAGCCAGGCUGAGCCAAAGUCGGCGCAUUUUCCACAUAGCCUGCAUUAAUAGUCAUUUUGUAGUUUUUAUAGUUUUUAUAGCUUUUUAUAGCUGCUAGGCGUAAAGAGUUCACCGUUCAAAGCGGGAUGUUUAUUGCGGGGGAGGAGCCACGGCGGCAGUCGUGAUCGUAAUUUCCGGUUAGUGCACCACGGAGUACUCGAUUUGGAACAGCACUCACAUCUGAAAAAUUAACGUAGUAGCCAGUGCGGAUAGUAUACUUCCUUUAAGUAUACUCAUGGAAGUACGGGUAUUGGAACACGGCCCUGCUUUGCUUGUGUUCCCGCGUGUGCGUCAAGUACGUCUGGCGUCAAGUGCGCCCUCACGUGGACGGUUGGGGAAUUACGGGUUAAAAUGCGAUUAAUUGCAAGUAAUUUAUUUUAAUCGAGUAAUCUCUUAUCGACAAUUAAUCGAUAAUCGAUUAAUUGUUUGCAUCCCUAAUCACUAUGCGUCUUCUCUAUGUGAUAUCAUUGCAUGUAUGUGUCCGUGAGUGAGUGACAGAAUGUGCUGUGUGAGUGCUGACCCUCAGGUAAGACCACACUAUUGCAAGAUUAUUUUAUGUUGGUUUCUUUGUGCCUAACCCUUUUUUUCUUGAUUUGUUUACUUUUAUCAGGCCUUUCAACCUGUCCCUUUUUUCAGUAAUCGAUCCCCAUUACUUGGGAUGACCUAAUAAACUCUUUUUAUAUGAAUUCACAUGUUCUGUGUAUUUUAUAACAUUUUAAAGGCGGUUGAGCGAUCGCAACACAACUAGCAUGAGUUAAUUCUUGAACUGAAAAAUAAUUGUAUUCAUGUUGUACGUGCCAAUAUGGUUUUUAUUCUUCAUCCAAACGAGGCUAUUGAAAGCCAUGAUAGGUCUGGUCACCACUCUGAAAUUGUUGCCUGAUGGCUGAAACCAGACAGGAGGGUAGAGGCUUCCUUAUAUGCAGGCCAAGAACUCCAUAAGCCCAUCGUAUAGCCUGCCUGUAUGCAGUGUACCGGUAUUGCCUAGGGAAAUAGGUUGGAAAAUAAAAAAAAUUCAUGCAUGUUUAUUGUCUAUGCAACACAUCUCUAGUCGCCUAUAACUGUUUAAGUUGGUUCAUAGGACUCUAUAAAAAGAAUGCUAAAGUAACAAACAAUUAACAUACUCGUGCGUGCUGGCUUGAAGGGGACCAUGAUCCUGCUUGAAAUGUGUGUACGCUAUCUUAAGCACAAACGGAUUCAGGCAGCAUGCAUCAAAUCCUGGAUGCUGAGUGAGGCAUGUCACAUCUGCUGGUCUUGGGCUGAGCUUCUCGACCAGCGACCAAAACGCACUCACUUCCCUACAGCACAAGCUCUCCACCACAGAUUCCAUAGGACGGCACCGCCCACACAAACACCUGCCAAACACAGCGACACAGACACGCUUACUACUCUCCCUCUCUCUGUAAGCGGUACCGUGAUGGUGUCGAUGACAAUCAAUCACGAGGAGUAGAAUCGAAAAUAAACACCGCUGAAUUCAUGACCAGCCUACGUGAUCGGCGGCUACCGGGUACGUUUGCAACAACACUUUCACCGGAGGAAUAUGUAAAAGCUUAGAAAUAAAGACUAGGCAAAAUAUGUACCGGUAGUUACUGGAGCUAUUAGGCAACCAUCAAAACGUGGGAUAACUAAUCGUAGGGUUUAUCCGGGGAGGGGGGAUAGCUCAAGCGCUCGUUGCUGCAUUGCUAAAUGAUAGCAACUCACCAGGACACCUCACGAACUCUCCACCCAUUCUCCUCUGACCAUGAAUUUAAUUGGCUUUGACGGCCAUCAAUCCUCUGCAAUUCCUCAUUCGCCCCCUCACGUCUAACAGGCUCGAAAUUAUACGGCUGUGGGCCAUCAUGAAUGUAAUUUGUGGUUCUUGCCACCUCUUCCUCAUCCCAGUUAGACGCCAUAGUUCUAGUACUAGGCUGAGGCUACCUUCCACCACGACUC
Gadus chalcogrammus (walleye pollock) is the source of this 3277-nucleotide messenger RNA. RefSeq lists its product as uncharacterized. The record is from RefSeq and is a predicted model, not a curated record. NCBI's taxonomy places the organism in Eukaryota, Metazoa, Chordata, Actinopteri, Gadiformes, Gadidae. The coding region runs from base 39 to 773 and encodes 244 amino acids. The transcript has 6 exons.